Passer montanus (Eurasian tree sparrow) is the source of this 2089-nucleotide messenger RNA. RefSeq names its product carbonic anhydrase 6 (gene CA6). Gene Ontology annotation, molecular function: zinc ion binding; carbonate dehydratase activity. The record is from RefSeq and is a predicted model, not a curated record. The transcript is spliced from 8 exons. Bases 42 to 1706 code for a protein of 554 amino acids. Lineage: Eukaryota; Metazoa; Chordata; Aves; Passeriformes; Passeridae.
UGGUGGAUUCAGCCUCCAGCCAUCACCGAGCCGCUGCUGCAAUGCAGGCUUCUUCCUUUGCAGCACAGUUGUCCUGCAGACACCAUAAUGUGCAUUUUCACUCUGGGGAAGGCAAAGCAACCUGUUAUGGCUGCAGCUCCUGGCGUUCCAAUAAUGAGAUUGGCCUUUCCUGCUGGCAAACAGCACACCCCUGUCACCCGCCUUGCCUCCCUCCAGGAGAAGGAGAGCUGGAUGAGGAGCACUGGGCACAGCACUUCCCAGACUGCGCUGGCAAGCAGCAAUCCCCCAUUGACAUCCAGAGGAGGAAAGUGAGGUUCAACCCCCUGCUGCAGCUGGAGCUCGGUGGCUACGAUGGGCCCUUGCAGGGCCAGCUCAGGAUGACCAACAACGGCCACUCUGUUCAGAUCGAUUUGCCACCCACCAUGAACAUCUCCAGAGGGCUCCCGGGUGUCUACACGGCUGUGCAGAUGCACCUGCACUGGGGCGGGCUGGACCUGGAGAGCAGCGGCUCCGAGCACACCAUCGACGGCAUGCGCUACUUCGCCGAGCUGCACAUUGUCCACUACGACUCUGCUAACUACUCCAGCUUUGAAGAAGCCAAAGACAAGCCCCAGGGGCUGGCUGUGCUGGCCUUCCUGUACACGGAUGGGCACUUUGAGAACACCUACUACAGUGAAUUCAUCUCCAAACUGGCACGGAUCAGGUUUGCAGGUCAGUCAACAACGCUGAGCUCUCUGGACAUCCAAGCCAUGCUGCCAGAAAACCUCUCACACUUCUACAGGUACCAGGGCUCCCUGACCACCCCGCCCUGCUCCGAGAGCGUCAUCUGGACCAUCUUCCACUCCCCAGUGCUGCUGUCACACACCCAGGUGCAGCUCCUGGAGAACACCCUGCUGGACUGGCACAACCGCACCCUGCGCAACGACUACCGGCACGCGCAGCCGCUGCGGGGCCGCGUGGUGGAGGCCUCCUUCCCAGCCCAGCAGGGCCAGGCACAGUGCCAUGCAGAGGAAUUCACCCUCAGGCUGGAUCAAAUCCAGAUGCAGCUCCAGGACAUCAAGACUGAGUUGCUGAAUGGGCUGAGCCCCACAGGUACGAAAUCCAGCACCUUCCCAGCUUUCUACUUCCCCGUGGAAAGCAUUGAGAGCUUUGUGGAGGUUCAUCCCCUGCGUGCUGUGUCUCUGCAAGCCUUCACGCUGUGCUUCUGGAGCAGAUCCCAGCCCGCCGGCACCCACACCGUCCUGUCCUACUCCACUGGGGAGAGCGACCACGAGCUGGUGGUGACCGUGGGCACGGAGCUGGGGCUCUGGGUAGGAGGCCACUUCCUGAGCUUCCCCCUGCAGCAGGAGGCCCAGGGCUGGCUGCACCACUGCGUGACCUGGGCGUCCCCCGAGGGAACGGCCGCGCUCUGGCUCAACGGGGCAGCUGGCAAGGCCAAGAGCGUCCAGAAGGGCUACGUGAGCCAGCCUGGGGGCACCCUGGUGCUUGGCAAGGACAGGGACGCCCUGCUUGGCACGUUCUCCAACGGGUUUGCAGGGUGGCUGAGCCAGGUGAACCUGUGGAGCCGGGUGCUGGGCGCCGCCGAGGUUCGGGCGCUGGCGCUGUGCAGGGCAGGGCAGCCCACGGGGGAUGUCAUAGCCUGGGGACAGACCCCCAUGGCCCUGCUCGGGGGGGUGCUUCUGCUGCCUGACACCAGCUGCCAGUGAGCACAGGGCAGCCAGAGAGUCUGAACUGCUUGUUGGGGAAAGUCAGAAAAGCUGAGGUGGUUUGCUUGCUCCUGCUCCUGCUCUGUGGGCUCACUGUGCACCUCCUGGUGCUCUUUCCCAAGAGACCAAAACCUCCAUCUGUGAGACAAAAGCAAUGAACUGCAGAAUCUGGCACAAUCCAGCACCCUGAGCUGUUACAUCCCUUCCAUGGGGUUGAUUUAGAUCCCCAUACACAGAUUUUUUUUCAUGCCAAGGAGCUCCUUCUGGUCAAAGGAGCUUUCUCAAAUAAAAGUUCUCUCCCAUCCCUCACCUGUCUCAGUUUCUCACCAUCUUCCCUGCUUGUCUCUCCUGUUUGUCACCACCAGCCCACCACCCCCUCCCUU